Scleropages formosus (Asian bonytongue) is the source of this 2070-nucleotide messenger RNA. Its product is annotated as neurexophilin-2-like. Gene Ontology annotation, molecular function: signaling receptor binding. The record is from RefSeq and is a predicted model, not a curated record. Lineage: Eukaryota; Metazoa; Chordata; Actinopteri; Osteoglossiformes; Osteoglossidae. Bases 341 to 1129 code for a protein of 262 amino acids. The transcript is spliced from 3 exons.
UUUACCCAAACUCAGCUGAGAGCUGUUACUGUGUGUGUGUGCGCGUGUGUGUGUGUGUGUGAGAGAGAGACUAUCUCUCAGUGUGUGUCACUGUGUGUGUGUGAGUGUGUGAGUGAGUGAGUGAGUGAGCGCGUGGCGCGCGGACGACGGGCAGUUCGCGGACUCUGAGACUCAGAGAAGCUGCUGCGCGCAGCUCUGUCUGUCCGCGGAGGAGACACAGCGAGGAGUCCGCGGAAGGUGUCCACAGCGAUGGUACAGUGGUCCGCGCGCGGCAGCCUCCCCCCCGCGGUGCACGACGAGCGCGCUGUGCCAAGGGCAGCGAUCUGAGCGCCGCGCGACCAUGAUGAGGACCCCGAGCUCCGUACUGCUGCUCUUCUGCCUGCACGUGGUAACCAGCAAUAAAGAACACCUUCCAACAACAGAGCUCAUUGAAUGGGAGGAUAAUGAAGACAAUCUGUCCCCUGAUGCGGCCAGCCCUCGGAUUCUAAACCCCCUGCGUCUGUUUUCCAAAGGAUCUCCUGGGCUCAAGCAGAACAUCAGGGGAAUGACAUAUUUAGAAAAUGUGGAGGACUUCUGGGACUGGUUAUCUAAUCAAACAGAUGUUCAGGAUGCUCAUGCGAGAACUAAGCGCAGACCUAUCGUGAAAACAGGGAAGUUCAAAAAGAUGUUUGGUUGGGGCGAUUUCCAUUCAAACAUCAAGACAGUAAAAUUGAACCUUCUCAUCAGAGGUAAGAUAGUGGACCAUGGGAAUGGAACAUUCAGCGUGUUCUUCCGCCACAACUCCACUGGCCUGGGAAAUGUCUCUGUGAGCCUGGUGCCCCCAACCAAGGUUGUGGAGUUUGAGAUCACCCAGCAGUCCACGCUGGAGACCAGAGACUCCAAAGCAUUCAACUGUCGAAUUGAGUUUGAGAAGACGGAUCGGUCUAAGAAAACAACCUUCUGCGGCCUUGACCCGUCCAUGGUGUGCUAUCAGGAGCAAACACAGACCCACGUCUCCUGGUUGUGCUCAAAGCCCUUCAAAGUCAUAUGUAUCUACAUUGCUUUCUACAGCAUUGACUACAAACUGGUACAGAAGGUCUGCCCAGACUACAACUACCACAAAGACACUCCUUAUAGCUCUACAGGGUGACACCACAGCUGCAUGUUCUUUCAUCUCUAAGAUUAAGUGAAAAAAAAAAAAAAGAAAAUAUGAGACUUGGGAUGGCCUGUUUUGUCACUCUAAAAUAACAAACAUUCUGUCAAUUCCUUCUGGAUGCUAGUAGAUCUGCAAGGCAAUGCCAUCAGACUCGAUGGACAGUGUAUAAAACUGGCUUUUUCUCGUUGCAAGCGGAAAGUAAUUAUAAAAACCACAGCUUCGUCAAUAUAGAAAAAUUGUACGUAGGGAAUUAAAAGUGUGUUUGACUUCUUUCUGUAUUUUCCCUGUAUCCUAUUAUGCUCAUUGUGUUGACAUUUUUGGCAUGAAGGUUAUGUAUUUUACUAAUCUUUACUCAUUCAAAAUAAUAUGACUUACCUAUUGACAUUUCCACCAAAUACAAAAACUAAAACAAAGACAAGCAAUAUGUUUUAGAAAAUGUUUCCUGACAGAUAGUAUCUGGCUUUAAAGGACAUGUUUUUAAAUGCCUCCCAUUGCAUGUGUCAGUUAAAGGAGUCUUAUUUUCCCCUCACCUCUCCAUCAACAGUGGUUACAGUGCUGAUUUAGUUCACUUCUCUUCACAUCUUUUCAGAAGGGUUUUACAUUUGGGGCGUUGGUUUCAUGAGUUUCUGAAGCAUUAGAAACCAUCUUCAGGAGAUAUGUUUCAUAGCAUGGUCUGAGUUCUAGCAAUUGUUCUGGACUUGUUUCUUUUAGUAUCUUUAACCACAAUGUUUACAGCAGAGUGCAGCAUUAAGGUUUUCUUUCAUUUAACCUUGCAACUGUAGACUUUAGGCAAUUUUUUAUACAUUUUCCCUGAAUGUAUGUAAACGUUUACUAGUCUAAAAAUACAUGGACUCUGUGUAUAUGGGUUAUUGUUUUGAAUCUGAAUUGCUUCAAAUGAGGGGGUGCGGUGGCGCAGUGGGUUAGACCACAGUCCU